UCAUAAACAACUAACUUCAAAAUUUUUACAGUUUGUAAAUCUUUCGACAAGUGUAACACCUCUUACCUGUUCCGUUUAUCACGCUUUUUAUUUUUUCUUUCUGUUUCAGAAAUUGCAACAAGUCUGCUUUAUUUAUUUAUUUAUUUAUUUUUUUUUUGCAGUAAAUCCUGGUCUAACAUCUCGAACGGUAAAAGGUUUUGUUGGUGAAGCAGAUCCAACAAAUAUUACCGGAAUAAUGCGAAAUGCUGUCCGGCAAACUUAUCUGAUGUGGACAGAUGCUAGGAUACCGUAUACUAUAUCGUCACAAUAUUCAUCUUACAGCCGUUCUAAAAUUGCUGAAGCUAUUGAAGAAUAUCGGCGUUUAACAUGCAUUGAUUUCGCACCAAAAAGUGCUGCUGAUCAAGACUAUAUACAUAUUGUGCCAGACGAUGGCUGCUAUUCACUUGUUGGUCGGGUUGGUGGUAAACAGCCAGUAAGUUUGGGUGAUGGGUGCAUUCAAAAAGGUAUUAUAAUUCAUGAGUUGAUGCAUGCUGUCGGAUUUUUUCAUGAACAAAGUCGUGCUGAUCGAGAUGAUUACGUUACUAUCAAUUGGAGUAAUGUAGAAUCUGGCUUACAAGAUCAAUUUGAUAAGUAUUCAUUGAAUAUGAUCGAUCAUUUGGGCACUGAAUAUGAUUAUGGCUCAGUGAUGCAUUAUGCACCAACAGCCUUCUCUAAAAAUGGUAAACCAACAAUUGAGCCAAAGAAAAAAGGAAUUGAAAUUGGUCAACGAGUUGGAUUUUCGCAGAAUGAUCUCUUCAAAAUUAAUAAGCUUUAUAAAUGUCCUCAAGUUGAAUUUACCAAAAAAAUUUUAUUUUUCGUUUCACCUUUUGCAGCACCGCCAUCAGUCUGUAAAGAUAAACGACGAGACUGUGAAUUUUUGGCUCGAUCCGGGCACUGUGAAUCACGUUUCAGUGCCAAAUUUAUGGAGGAAAACUGCGCUAAAAGUUGCAACAAAUGUGAAACCAAAUGUGAGGAUACCCGAUCAUGGUGCCAACGAUGGGCGAAUUCUGGUAUGUGUACGCAGGCGAUUUUCAAAGAUUAUAUGAAAUCAAAAUGUGCAAAGAGUUGUCACUUUUGUUAG
Enterobius vermicularis (human pinworm) is the source of this 1120-nucleotide messenger RNA. Lineage: Eukaryota; Metazoa; Nematoda; Chromadorea; Rhabditida; Oxyuridae. The record is from the annotation of a GenBank genome assembly.